AUGGCUGCAGAGAACCCACACUUCGAGCCGAACCCCCAGUACGAUCACUACGACUUCCCAACGACCGCACCUGAGAACAAGCCUGGCCACCCAGGCCACACCACGAAAGAGCAAGAUGCCCAGGUUGAGCAGCUGCGAAUGAUGCUGGAGUCGGAGGGGUAUACCGAGAGACUCGAUACUUUGACCCUCCUGCGAUUCUUGAGAGCAAGAAAGUUUGAUGUCCAACAGACCAAGGAGAUGUUUGUCAAGAGCGAGGAGUGGCGCAAGACCUUUGGAGGUGGUGUGGACAACCUUGUGAGGACAUUUGAGUACAAGGAGAAGGAGCAACUGCUGCCCUACUACCCACAAUACUACCACAAGACCGACAAGGAUGGCCGACCAGUUUACAUUGAGAAGUACGGAAAUAUUGACCUCGAGGCCAUGCGGAAAAUCACCACCGACGAGCGCAUGUUGGAGAACCUCGUUGUUGAGUACGAGAAGGUUGCCGAUCCCCGUCUGCCCGCUUGCUCGCGCAAAGCUGGCCAGCUGCUCGAGACCUGCUGCACCAUUAUGGACUUCAAGGGCGUGGGUUUGAUGAAGAUGAACCAGGUUUACGGAUACGUCCAGCGUGCUUCGGCUAUCAGCCAAGACUACUACCCUGAGCGACUCGGAAAGCUGUACCUCAUCAACACACCUUGGGGCUUCAGCAGUGUCUUCGGCGUGGUCAAGCGCUUCUUGGACCCAGUCACCGUUGCGAAGAUCCACGUGCUCGGUGGAGGUUACCAGAAGGAGUUGUUGGCACAGGUGCCGGCCGAGAAUCUGCCCAAAGAGUUUGGCGGCACUUGCGAAUGCCCUGGUGGAUGCCAGCUGAGCGACGCCGGUCCAUGGCACGAUGCACAAUUUGCCAAGCCAGCGAAGUGGGAGACGCAGAAGACAGAGACCAAGCCCGCCGACAACACGAUCCCUGCGACCGAGACGCAUACCGGCGAAGGCGCUCCAGCUGCUGCUCCUCCUGCAGGCACUACCGCUGCACCAGCCCCAGCCGGGGACCGCGUUCCAGGAACUGAGGCUCACACUGGCGCUCCAGCUCCACAGUAA
Messenger RNA from Cercospora beticola, 1077 nucleotides. RefSeq names its product SEC14 family lipid-binding protein (gene SEC14). NCBI's taxonomy places the organism in Eukaryota, Fungi, Ascomycota, Dothideomycetes, Mycosphaerellales, Mycosphaerellaceae. The record is from RefSeq and is a predicted model, not a curated record.